Messenger RNA from Paracoccidioides brasiliensis Pb18, 1671 nucleotides. RefSeq lists its product as uncharacterized. Gene Ontology annotation, molecular function: protein kinase activity; ATP binding. Bases 1 to 1671 code for a protein of 556 amino acids. The record is from RefSeq and is a predicted model, not a curated record. Gene Ontology annotation, biological process: protein phosphorylation. The transcript is spliced from 4 exons.
AUGACCCCUCCGGCAAGCAUCCCUCCCUCCUUUUACGGCACGUCAGUCAAAUCCACCUUGUCAUCACAGAAAGGUUCUGAGCAGAUAUACAGUGACAGUAAUUGGGCCCAGUUUCCUGAUCCGCCUACACAGGAUAAUAUCCUUGCCUGGUGGUUUCAUCUUCAAGAAGACCUUCUCUCAGAAUCACACAGCACCUACUACACCACAGCAAGUAAAGUGGAUCUUACAGGUUUGAAGGCAGAAUUGCAAGUUGACCUCCUUUUGAGAGCUAGGGGUGGGAGACCCUUGCAAAACAAACACGACUGGAGAGACAUCCUGAUGGUUGGCGAGCUCAAAAAUUCAAAGAAGAAGCUCAGGAUCAAAGACACAUUGCUGCAGAUAGGCCACUGCAUGCAUGAGGUCUUUGCUGCACAGCUCACCUUGUGGUUCAUCCACACAUUCACCAUCUGCGGAACCAAGAUGGAGGCAUGGGUGUUUGACCGCUCGGGCGCCUACAGCUCAGGCGUCAUCAAUAUCCACGCAGACUUGAGACAGUUCCUUCAGGUGCUUGUGGGCUACACAAUGAUGAGUGAUGAGGAGCUAGGCCUGGACAUCUUUAUUGCUAGGGAUGAAGGCGGCAGCAAGUCAAUAACUGUCAAAGAGCCUGGGUCAUCAGAGGAAAUGGUGCUGCAGCUGAGUGAAAUUCUUUUCUUUCAAUGUGCCAUUGUGUGUUGUGGGACCACAUGUUUUCUCACAGGCAAUGGACAAGUGGAGGGUGUAGCCAAGCUCUCAUGGGUAUCAGACAAGCAGCACUCAGAGGUGGAACUCUUCAAGCUAGCAGGUCAAAAAAAUGUCCAAGGGGUUGCCAGGAUCAUUGGCCACAGUACCAUCACCAGCAUCGCUGACAUGCGCUGCAGUCUGACCUUUGAUGACAAACACCACAACUUCAAAAGCACAUCCCCCAGUACUGCCUCCUCAUUUCAUCAAUCCUGUCAAAAAUCAUCUUCUAGGAAACGCAGAUCUCCAGGCAAGGGGAUGCAGGUGUCCAAACAAUCACGUUCCACCAACCAACUGUCAAGGGCCCCUCAGCAGGAGAAUGAACUAGCUUUCUCCAUUCAAUCAGCACACCAGCCAAGCCUCUUCAACAGGAAUGGUGAGGAACCCUAUGAUGACUGUGUCCUCUGCUGUCUGGUGAUAUCACCUGCUGGUCAGCCAAUCUACAAGUACAAAUCACCCUUGGAGCUGCUCAUGGUGCUUCAUGGUGCAAUAAAGGCGCACCAGUCUCUUUACCUGGAUGGAAACAUCCUUCAUCAGGAUAUUUCAGAGAACAAUAUAAUAAUAACUGAUCCUGAAAAGGCGGAUGGUCACUCUGGCAGGCUCAUUGAUCUGGAUCUUGCCAAGGAAGUUCGCAGUGGGCGAAGUGGCGCACAGCACCAGACUGGCACAAUGGAGUUCAUGGCAAUUGAGGUGCUGCUUAAUAUUGACCACACCUAUCGGCAUGAUCUCGAGCCCGAAUUUAGUAUGCUCAGGAAAUGGUACACCGGCAGCUACGAGGAAAUUGCAACUUAUAAACGAGGCAACAUGGAAGCUGGCGGCUUUGAGCGCAUCCUGAUGAAAGAAUUUCCUCCAUGGCUAUACGACCCUAUUAUUAAGGCCUAUGAUGAUGCAAUAGCCCUGAUUGAAACCGAAUAG